GAUCUUGCGCAUUCCUGUUUGAAAAUCACAGUUCGGCACACUACGACUACAUCUCAGGACAAAACAUAAAAUUUUACAGAGAAAAUUUCGCGAUUAUGUCCGGUCAGGAGUCCGAUUCGGGGAGCAGUUGUCAGUAUAGUGAUGACUCCGACAUAAACUUUAUUCCGGGUUAUGUAAUGGAGGAUGCACAGGCCGAGAAAGACUGUGAUUCUGGCGAAGACGAAGGUUGUUCAGGCUUCGCAUAUGCCGAAGAACCUUUAGCUGACGAAGCCUGGUUAGAAACGUACCACAGAGAAGAACAGCAAAGGCUAGAGGCCGAGGAACAGUUUACGAAAAGGCUAAAUUGUUCGGUGGAAAUAAGCGAAUGGUAAGUAAAAUCUGAAUUUACAGUAAUUUCACUGAGUAUAAAUUUUCCUAUACUGUACCGUAUAAAAGCCAAUUUGUGUGUUGUGAUCAUGUGUAGCAUAUUUUUUAAUAUAUGUACAGGUGCAAAUGUGGAAAUUGUGGAGUAGAGCUCCUUGCUAAUAUACAUGAAUGCUGCUGUGAGCUGGAAGCCUGUGAUGAAGCACUGAAAAACAAUGAAGUUCUCGAAGACCUGAAGGCCGAAGGGAAAGACAUCGAAUUAAUAAAAUGCAUCACACAACACCCAGGUUUUGAUUCUGUCUGCUUACAAAAAUGGAGUUUAAAAUUAGCUGCGGACAAGUACAAAACCAGGUCCAAAUCAAGAUACAGUCAGGUCAAAACGCAGAACAGGUAAGGUGAAAAAAAAAAUUUCAAGGACUAGAUAUUUCAUACAUGGCAAAACUAUUUUAUUUUAUAUAGCUGUAUAAAAGUUUCAAAUGCCACCAAAUUUAAAAGUCCCCAAGUUGUUUCUAUUUUCUAAUGUUACACACAGUGAUUUGUCAUUUGUGCAGCUGUAGCUAUAAAAUUGGCCUGACUAGACAAAUUGCUUUGUGGAAAAUAUGACAAGAUGGGCUGGGAAGAAAAGAAAAAUAAUAUUGAAAAAAAUAAAUAAAAUUGUUUUGAAUCAGUGGAAAAGCAAGGUUGCCGAUCAUCUUGAAAUAUAUCUGACAAUUGUCUCAAAAACACGCUUACUGAACAUAUACUGUAAACAAAUAUCUUACUGAUAAGCCAGAUCCUGUUUUGAUAUUAAAUUAACCCAUUGAGUGGUAUUGUGCCCUAUUUUAUUAUUUUAGUUUGUCUAAUGCCAGAUGAUUUUACUUGACAAGGGGAGAGCACUGGUGCUUAAUGGGUUAAUUGUGGUCUUCUAUAUUUAGAUUCCUGCGCAGUAUCUCGUAUAGAGAAUUUGUCAGGCUGGUUUAUGGCUUUCUUGGCAACAGGAGGGUACCACUGCCAUCAUGUGCCUACACUGCUAUUAGGAAAGCAUUUCCAACUGGUAGGGAUGAAGCUAUCACCGGAUAUGCUGAAGAAUCUGACUGAUUUAUUGACUAAAUGUAUGAAAGUUUCAAUAAAAAUUUGUUCAUAAAAAGUUGUGCACCCUUGUUAUACUGUGUCACAAAGUACACAACAUAGGGUUAUAGGUGUCAAUGGGGACGAGAGUACUGUUCCUUUCCCCUGUCACGAAUUGUCUAACUUGUCUUAUUUAUCUGUAAUUAGUUUGUAACAUGUACAUAGUGACAAAUUCAUUAUAUUAUAUUAUUAUUAUUAAAUUAACAUGCACUUUAAUUGGUCGUUCCAGAAAAGAUCCAUACUCCCCCCACGGAGGAAAUUUCUGCCGUCCGGAGGGGGAAAAAAAUUGUUUCUGAUAAUAGUAAACAUAUUAGGACAUCCGAAGGGGGUAGGGAGGUUAACUUCCUAUUUCCUCCAUGGGGGUGGUAUGGAUGUUUUCUGGAAUGACCCAUUAAUAGUUUAAUUCACUUCUAAAAAAAACCCUUUAUUUUACAAUAUGAAUAAUAGUAUGAUACAGUAAUAUCUGGGUUUCUCCCAAAACCUUUACGAUUUCUGAUUUCUCGGACAUUCCUUCACUUUUUUAUGUCCUUUCAUGGGGUUCUUGCAUGUUUUGCAAUACCGAACAAUGGUGUUUUUUUUCGUUUUACUUGCUUGUGCCAGAACUUCUGAUACUAUAUCAAAUAAUUUAAAACUUUAGCAUAUGUUUGUUUUUAGACAAGUCAUAAAUGCUAUAGGAAGUAUGGUAAGAUAUUGAUUCAAUCACAAAAGCCUGAUAAAGAUAAAAGACUUUCUUAGUGGAGACCCUUUUGUAAUACCAAACUAAACUCCUCCCCUCCUCCAUUUAAUAAUUCCUUUGUGGAAGUUACCCCAGAGGAUGCCUUACUAACCCCUUUAGUGAUAUAACCACCACACCCAUCGGAUAUCCAGACCCUUCAAUUGGGGGGGGGCAGUGCACAUAUUAAAUGGAUGGCCUAAUUUAUUCGGAGAAGCUAUGUUGUAAGUGUAUUGUACCUGGAGUAGUUGGUGGAACAUCUUUCACAACCAUUUCACUUCGGUCAGCUCGUUUCUUCAAUGCCUCUGCCUUUGCUUGCUUAUUGAACACAGAGUCCAUUGGCGCAGGAGACAUUUCUUUAAGUUUUAUAGCAGCAUCUUUCAGUUCCUUUUUGCCAGCCAUCAGAUACGUCAGGUAAAUUUCUUGCACAUAUGCUGAAAAAAAUGCCGCAAUUCAUUUCUCAAGACCAAAAACCCCAUAAUACUUGAAAAUAAAAACAAAACUUACAAAAGUUCUGUGCAACUUUAACACUCCUAAUUGUUGCUUCACCAUUCUUGUAUUUUGGGUAGGUGAAUUUGACUCUUCCAGUGUUGUCAUCCUUUUUGGUUUUGUCAUCUCGAUGUAGGUUGGCAUUGAAAUGAAUGACGGCAAGAAUAUGUCUGAGAACAAAGCAGAAACAUGUUUAAUUAAAGGGGCCUACAGUUUUUUUUUGUU
Paramuricea clavata is the source of this 2896-nucleotide messenger RNA. The record is from the annotation of a GenBank genome assembly. NCBI's taxonomy places the organism in Eukaryota, Metazoa, Cnidaria, Anthozoa, Malacalcyonacea, Plexauridae.